CUGCCACUUCACUCACCACCCAUCCACAGGCUUCCCUUUCGGAACAAGCUGUAGGUUCUCGCCAUGGAGAUCCAGCCUCGACAGCUGCUAUUGGGUGUUUGCGCCAUCGUUCUGGUGGCGAUCGGGCUCGCAGAUGCCGUGCACGGCGAGACAUCACCUGUUGUGGUCGGCUUGGCCAGGUGCUCCGAGUGCACGAGGAAGAACAUGAAUGCCGAGGCGGCUUUCAAAGGUCUUCAAGUGGCAGUCAAGUGCAAGAACAGCAAGGGCGAGUACGAGAGCAAGGCCGUGGGGCAGGUUGACAAGUCCGGCGCCUUCAGCGUGCCACUGGCAGCCGACCUUGUCGGCGAGGGCGGCGAGCUGAAGCUGGACUGCUUCGCGCAGCUCCGCAGUGCGUCGAGCGCGCCUUGCCCCGGGCAGGAGCCCUCCAGGAUCAUCUCGGCGCAGCCCCCCAGCCACGACGGCAAGAUGACCUUCGUCGCGCUCGCCGGCAAGGUGCACCGGCCGUCAGCGGAGUGCGCCUCCGCGUUCGUCUGCGAUCCUCUGCACAAGCACCACAAGCCCGCCAUUGUCCCUCCCAAGCAUGAUCAUGAUCACGAUCACUUUCACCUGCCUGUCAUCAAGCCACCCGUGAUUACCCCUCCAAAGCACGACCACGAUCAUGAUCAUGACCAUGACCACGAUCACGACCAUGAUCAUGACCGCGAUCACUCUUCCGCGCCUGUGGCCGCACCGACGACGCCGGUGUACACGGCGACGCCGCCGAUCUACCACCCCCCAGCCCAGCGCAGCUCCAUCACCGAGCCACAGCUCUUCAAGAAGUUGCGCCCGUUCCUCAAGAAGCUGCCGUUCUUCCCUCCUGCCGAGCAGAACAGCAAGCACUAGAAAGUUUGGUCCGCAGUGAAGCAAGUCAGCCAUGCGUGAGUGUUUAGUUGGGCUUGUCAGGUCGUGCAGUUACCACCGAAUAAAAGUUUGUGAGGAUGAUUGCCAGUUCAGUUUGAGAGCGUUGCAUUCUGGGUUAAUUUUGAGUCUGUAGAGAUCCCGUGUUGAAAAAAAAAACUGUUAGAUCUUGCAUAUUUCUGUGUAGUAUUUGAUUUGGUAUACUUUGUGUAAGACAAGUUGGAAAUAUGAUUGGCAUCUAUAUUAGCCUAUUAUUUCUCA
Molecule: messenger RNA, 1158 nt
Organism: Brachypodium distachyon (stiff brome)
Lineage: Eukaryota; Viridiplantae; Streptophyta; Magnoliopsida; Poales; Poaceae
Product: proline-rich protein 2
Exons: 2
Coding region: 64-882 (272 amino acids)
Source: RefSeq, a predicted model, not a curated record